AUGGAGCAGGCCCAGGCGUCUCACGGGCAGUUUUUCGCUCAGAUUCGCCAGUAUUUUGCAGGGCUGUACCAGUGUCUGCAGAACUUCUGGAACACCAAGGUGAAGGCCCUCUUCGUGAAGAAGGAGAAGGAGGAACCCGUCCCCGCAGCGGAGAGUAUUUUUCACAAAGAAAAGAUGGUGCUGCUGGGCCAGGUGCUGAGGAACAAAUCCCUGGCGGUGGAGAAAAGGGCCCAGGCCGCCUACCGCAUCGGGCUGUUGGCCUUCACAGGGGGCCCGACGUCGGGGACCUUCGCGGCCGAACACAUGAGGGACGUGGCCUUCCUGCUGCAGAAUCACCAGCUGGCCCCGAAGACCAGGAUCCUGCUGCUGCAGAGCGUGGCGUGCUGGUGCUACCUGGACCCCGCCAGCCAGCGCCAGGCCCAGCUUCUGAGGUUCAUCCCCAUCCUCGCUGCGUUUUUCGAUGACCCGGUGGAGUCGGCCUCCAAGAGCGAGACCAACAGCCACCUCCUGGUGAAGUUCUGGACGUGCUACGUCCUCUCUGUCAUGACAUGCAACAACUCGGACUUCAUGGAGGAGCUGAAGGAGCACGCGGCCCUGCGGAGGCACCUGCAGCUGCUGGCCGGCGAGAACUGGGGCGGGUGGCCGGAGAACUUCGCGCAGGUGCUGUAUUUCCUGGUCGGCUUCCACAGGGGCUGACCUCCCCGCGCCCGGCGCCCAGGGUG
Molecule: messenger RNA, 722 nt
Organism: Phyllostomus discolor (pale spear-nosed bat)
Lineage: Eukaryota; Metazoa; Chordata; Mammalia; Chiroptera; Phyllostomidae
Gene: ARMH2
Product: armadillo like helical domain containing 2
Exons: 2
Coding region: 1-696 (231 amino acids)
Source: RefSeq, a predicted model, not a curated record